Messenger RNA from Yarrowia lipolytica CLIB122, 1818 nucleotides. RefSeq lists its product as uncharacterized. NCBI's taxonomy places the organism in Eukaryota, Fungi, Ascomycota, Dipodascomycetes, Dipodascales. Gene Ontology annotation, molecular function: hydrolase activity, acting on ester bonds. Gene Ontology annotation, biological process: phospholipid catabolic process. The record is from RefSeq and is a predicted model, not a curated record.
AUGACCACCAUCUCCCCCAAUCUGGUGGAGAUUGCUGCUGCCCAGUCCACCGCCGUCUCCAACCAGUUUACCGCCCCUGUUGUUCCCGGAUGUGCGUUCGACAAGUACUACCAGAUCUGGCUGGAGAACACCGACUACGACAAGGCGUUUGAGCAGGAGGAUAUGGCUUGGCUCCGGGGCCAGGGCAUCACUCUGACCAACUACUGGUCCCUCACCCACCCUUCCGAGCCCAACUACGUCGCGGCUGUUGGCGGUGACUACUUUGGCAUCAAUAACGACGACUUCUUCCGAAUCCCCGACAAUGUCUUCACUAUUGCCGACCUGCUCGAUACCAAGGGCAUCUCCUGGGGAGAGUACCAGGAGCACCAGCCCUACACCGGUUUCCAGGGCAUGAACUUCUCUCGACAGAGCGACUUUGCCCCCGACUACGUGCGAAAGCACAACCCCCUGGUCCACUACGACUCCGUGGUCAACGUUCCCGAGCGACUCGGCAACCUCAAGAACUUCACCGAGUUCAACAAGGACUUUUCCAACGCCCAGAUCCCCCAGUGGGCCUUCAUCACCCCCAAUAUGACCAACGAUGCCCACGAUACCGAUAUUGAAUUCGCUGGCAAGUGGACCCGGGGCUUCCUCGAGCCCCUGCUGGCUAACAAGGAGUUCAUGGACAAGAACCUGAUCAUCGUCACCUUUGACGAGAACGAAACCUACCGUCUGGAGAACAAGGUCCUGGCAGUUCUUCUUGGUGGAGCUGUCCCCAAGGAGCUCCAGGGCACCUCCGACGACACCUACUACUCGCACUACUCCAACCUGGCCACCGUCCAGGCCAACUGGCAACUUCCCCAUCUCGGACGAGGCGACGCGCUUGCCAACCCCUUCAAGUUUGUUGCCGACCAGCUCAACAUUUCCGUCGUCGACUACGAUACUACUGGCCAGUUCAACAACCAGUCUGUUGUCGGCUACUUCAACGACGAGCGAGUACCCAUCCCCGCCCCCAACGCCUCCGCCAUUGGAGUGGUUGGAAACACCAUUUACCAGAAGAUUGCCGACAUUUGGGGCGGCGAGGUCCCCAAGGUGGCCACCCCCUCCACUUGUCCCACCAAGAUUGUCGAGGAGUCUGCCAUCUCUUUUAACAAUGAGACCGAGUCUGCCACCCCCUCCAACAAUGCGGCCGAGUCUGCUGAUGUCCAGUCCACCUCUAUCGAGGGCCAGUACGUCACUAUCUCCUCCAACUGUUCUACUUCCGCUAACGCUACUCUUCAGUCUGUUGCCGUUUCUACCAAGUCCAUCGCCACCGCUACCGUUGUUGAUGGCGAGUACGUGACCGUUUACGUCACUGACUGUCCCGUUACCACCGUCGAUUCCAAUGGAGACAUUACCACUCGGGUUGUUCAGUCCACCGUCACCGAGACCGUUUGUCCCAAGUGCACUAAGAUCGAGACUAAGGAGUCUUCUAAGGAGUCCCCCAAGGAGUCUCCUAAGGCCACCUCUGUUCAGACCCCCAAGGAGACCCCCAAGGGAUCCCCCAAGGCUGUUGAGACCCCGAAGGAGUCUCCUAAGACCACUUCUGCCCCUCAGACCCCCAAGGAGUCCCCCAAGGCUGCCGAGACCCCCAAGGCUUCCCCCAAGGAGAACGAUUCUACCGUGACAAUCAACAAGACCGUGACCAAGACCCAGUCCGCAGCUACCACCAUGGUGCCCAGCAAGUCGGCUCCUGCCCAGGCCCCCAAGAGCGAGACUACUCCUGCCCAGGCCAACGGCGCUGCCAAGGCUGUUGUUGGAGCUGCUGCUGUCAUUCCCGCCCUUAUGGCUCUGUUCUAA